AUGCCUAAACAAUAUGCGGCUCCAGCCAAGGCGAUCUCGACGCUCUCCGGUGGCGCCGCCACCGCCGCCGCCCCGCGCAGCCUCUUCCGCCACCCUAAGCGCGACGACGAGGAGUACCCCAGCGAGGAGUGCAUUGACAAGUGGGUCGGCAAGGCGUGGAGUCUCGUAUACGACCCGGACAUGCAGGAGAACUGGUCCGGCUCGUGCUACGACAACCCGGACGAAGGGCGCGAGGUCAUCAAUCGCAUGGGCCAGGUGCUGGCCAAGCACUCGACGGGGACCACGUACGUGCUGAUGAAGCCCGGGAAUGCGCCCAGGGCCUUCUGGCUCCGGGAAGAGUACCCCGUCCUCGCAGGCAAGGGCAUCACUAUUACUACGGUCAAUGAGGAUGACACUAGCAAGCGGAAGACCUAUGUAACUCACAAGAACCCGUAG
Microdochium trichocladiopsis is the source of this 435-nucleotide messenger RNA. RefSeq lists its product as uncharacterized. The record is from RefSeq and is a predicted model, not a curated record. NCBI's taxonomy places the organism in Eukaryota, Fungi, Ascomycota, Sordariomycetes, Xylariales, Microdochiaceae. Bases 1 to 435 code for a protein of 144 amino acids. The transcript is spliced from 2 exons.